AUGAAAAACAAAAAUGACCAGAGUCAAACAGAGGACGAUAUGUCCUUCGUUCCUCCAAGUAUAGACAAAGAUCGCCUUUUGUCGGGCGAGUCCUACGCUUAUUAUACUCCCUGUCCCGAAGCUAUCACCCCGUAUGGCACAUCAACAACAGACCAGCCUACGGAAAUCACACCAUGUGUACUUGGAGUUGAUGAGGCUGGCCGUGGUCCUGUUCUCGGUCCAAUGGUCUACGGGGCUUUCUAUUUGCCCAUGCAUCUACACCACUCUCUUCUCGCAGAAGAGCACAGCUUUGACGACAGCAAAGUCCUGACACCCGCCGUACGUGCCAACUUAAUGCGACUCCUUAAUACCCCGGGCAACAAUUUAUUCGAGUCAUGUGGAUAUGCGGUCAAAGUCCUAUCAGCUCGUGACAUCUCCUCGGGCAUGAUGAAACCAACUGGCGCCACUUACAAUUUGAAUGCCCAAGCCAUGGACGCUACAAUUGAGAUCAUUCGCGGGGUGAUUCAAGAUCGGUCGGUAAGUGUCCAGGAGGUAUACAUCGAUACAAUUGGUAAUCCCGCGACAUAUCAAGCCAAAUUGGAACGGAUUUUCCCAACUUUGAAAAUCACCGUGGCAAAAAAGGCAGACUCCUUGUACCCCUGCGUUAGUGCGGCUAGUGUGGCCGCAAAAGUGACCCGUGAUGUUGCACUUGAAGUGCUCUACGAUGGAGUGUUGCGUGCUCAAAGCCCCGACGAUGCGUCAAAUGGCCCCGAGGGAUGGGGCAGUGGCUACCCUUCGGAUUCAAAGUGUGUUGGCUGGCUUCGGCGCAACAUGGACCCUCUAUUUGGAUGGGGUAAUGAGUGCCGAUUUAGCUGGGGCACAGCCAAAGAAAUGUUGGAAGUGAAGGGCGGAGCGCGAGUUGACUGGCCGGAAGAGGACGAUGAAGGAAACGGGCGGCUUGAAUUCCUGUUGACAUCUGCACCAACGAAAAGUUCUAGCAAUGAUGGAUUACGGGAUUGGUACGGAAACAGACAGGCAGAGAUUAUAUGA
Messenger RNA from Penicillium angulare, 1029 nucleotides. Its product is annotated as ribonuclease H2 catalytic subunit RNH201. Gene Ontology annotation, molecular function: RNA-DNA hybrid ribonuclease activity; RNA binding. Lineage: Eukaryota; Fungi; Ascomycota; Eurotiomycetes; Eurotiales; Aspergillaceae. The transcript has a single exon. Gene Ontology annotation, cellular component: ribonuclease H2 complex. Bases 1 to 1029 code for a protein of 342 amino acids. Gene Ontology annotation, biological process: mismatch repair; DNA replication, removal of RNA primer. The record is from RefSeq and is a predicted model, not a curated record.